AUGAGCCUUCUAACAAAAUUGACAAAUAAUGUUAAAAGUUGUUUUAACACUUCUGUCAAAGUUUCUGAAGAACUACCUAAAGCAGACAAAGAUAUUAUUAUAUCUACUUAUAAUAUUCUUCUUCAAGCAGAUCCAGAAUUAUUCUCCAAAGCAUGGAUAAUGUCAGCUUCAAGAUCUACUUCAAUUAGAAAAGCUUUUAGUCUCAUUGACCCAAAUAGUACGCAUAUUGAAGUUGAUUUUACUAAAUUUUCAGCUGUCAUUGAAAGAUUUUUUACAAGAAUUAUAUGUGAAGAGAAACUUGUUAAUGAAUCAUUUGAAAAAUCUUGUAUUAAUCUUGGAAAAAAACAUGUUGACUUCGUACCAAUAGGUUUUCAUUCCAAUUAUUGGGACAUUUUUAUGAAUUGCAUGAUAGAUGUAAUUGCAGAAACUGUUAUUAUAGCAUUUAAUGAAGACAACAAACAACAGCAACAAGUUCAAAAAUGUUGGAACAAAUUUGUUGGUAGAAUUGUAUUUCUCAUGCAAUCUGGUUUCAAACAAAGACAAUUAGUCGAAAAAAAUGUGGAUAAAAAAAACAAUGACAAGGGAGCUAAUGGAAACAAUUUUUAA
Molecule: messenger RNA, 606 nt
Organism: Strongyloides ratti
Lineage: Eukaryota; Metazoa; Nematoda; Chromadorea; Rhabditida; Strongyloididae
Product: Globin-like domain and Globin, structural domain-containing protein
Exons: 3
Coding region: 1-606 (201 amino acids)
Molecular function (GO): oxygen binding; heme binding
Source: RefSeq, a predicted model, not a curated record